AUGAGUAGUGAAUUAUCCAUGACUGAAAAAAUGCUACCCGCAUCAUCUUUUACUUCGACAUCUAUUCGCCCAUCGUAUUAUAUCCGGGAACCAAACUUUGGCAAAUAUGAUAAUAUAGAGGAUAUUGCCGUUGUUUGGCUUGAUUCUCAUUCAAAUGUGUCACUUGAUUGUUUCGAUAUGAAAAUACGUUUAAGAUAUUUGAUUAAUCACCUUCUUACCUUUCAUUCAAUCUCAACAUGUUUGGAAUAUAUGAAUUCCGAUAUUGAAUAUGAAAAAGUAUUCUUUAUCGUAUCUGGAAGUGAUAGUGAAAUUAUUUUACCAGAAAUUCACUUGUCACCAAAAAUUCAUUUCAAUUAUAUAUUUUGUAAUGAUAAAGAGAAAUACGAAAACUUGUCACAAACAUAUUCAAAAAUUCGCGGCAUCUUUAAUGAUAAAGAUUCAUUAUUGAAAAAGUUAAUAUCUGACAUUACGUCGUGCUUGAGUAAUUUGUUACCUAUCAGUAUAUUAUCACAAGCCAGCGUUACUCAGAAGUCACUACGUGAUUUAUCGAAUGAAAGUGCUCGUUUUAUGUGGUUUCAGAUGUUAAUCGAAAUUUUGAUUAAAAUGGAGCACACAGAUGAAGCAAAAAGUGAUUUGAUUGAGAUUUGUCGAAAACAAUACAAGAAUGAUCUGGUACAAAGCAAAAGGAUUGAUGAAUUCGAGAAAACGUACACUGCUGAUAAGGCUGCCUCAUGGUAUACGAGAGAUAGUUUUGUUUAUCGUCUCUUGAAUAAAGCUCUCAGAACUGAAAAUAUUGAUAUCAUCUACAAAUUUCGUUCUUUCAUUGCUGAUUUACACCAGCAAUUGAGUGUCCUCCAAUCGACAGAGCCAAUCUCUACUGAUGAAUUUCUUUAUCGAGGCCAGAAACUACCUAUUGAAGAACUACAAUAUUUACAAAAAAAUAUUAAUGGUUAUCUUUCAAUGAAUACGUUCGUUUCUUUUUCCAGAUCAAGUCAAGCGGCCUUAUUGUUUGCUGGCAAGGGAGAAGAUCGGCCACAACUAGAAUCUGUUCUUUUUCAAACUGAAGUCAAUGAUGGACUAGCAAUUUUUGCCAAUAUUGAAAAUGUUAGCUAUUACAAAGAUGAAGGUGAGUUCCUAUUCACCAUUGGUAGUGUGUUUCGUAUAGCCGACAUUGAACAUAUUGGUAAUAUUAUUUGGGUAAUAACAUUAGUGAUAGAUACAAAUGCAAAUGAAGAUGUAGAAAAACUCUCCAAAUAUUUGAAAAAAUACUACACCGGUGAAUGCUCCUUAUUAAAAAUUGCAGAAAUACUGUUUCAAAUUGGUGAAUACGAUAGAGCUGAACAUUAUUGUAAACUAUGUAACGAACAAUUACAUGUAGAUCACCAAGACCGAUGCCGUCUUAAUCUACUUUUUGGCGAUAUAUUUCGAGCUGGAAAAGGUGACUUCCAAGCAGCUGAACAGUUCUAUGUCAGUGCCCUAAAGCUGGCUCAAGAUUCAUCGCUUCGUGCAUCCGUAUUGGCUGGAUUAGGAAGACUUGAAGAUGAAACCGGAAAAUACGAAGCAGCAUUGACCCAUUUGACAGAAUCAUUUGAUUUGAACUUAAAAGAACAUCCAAACACCACGAAUGAAAUUGUAGCUAAAAUCUACGCUGAUAUUGCCUUAGUAUAUCGUCAUAAAUUAGAUUUCACGAAAUCAUUAGAAUACUACAACCAGUCUCUCGAAAUAAAUCUUCAAUUACUUCCCGAUUUACAUCCCUCAUUGGCUAAUCUCUACAAUAACAUCGCAUAUUUAAACACCGUUCUUGGAAAGUACGACGAAGCAAUGAAAUCAUAUGAGAUAUCUCUAAAAAUUCAGCUGAAGUCUUUACCAAAGACGCACCCCGAUAUAGCCACCGUUUAUAACAAUAUGGCGAUAUUACACGAGUGUAACCAUGACUCUCAAUUAGCAAUGGAAAUGUUUUGCAAAUCGCUAGAGCUAUUUAGUGCCGUAUUACCCUCAGAUCAUCCGACAAUAGCUACUCUCUAUCAUAACAUUGGAACCAGCUUUCAUGAAAUCAAGAAUUACCCUAAAGCUAUUACUCAUCUAGAAAAGGCACUAGAUCUUCGCAAAAAAAUCUUACCACUAACACAUUUACAUAUAGCUGAAUCGUAUGAAUCUUUAGCAUAUUCAUAUUAUGGCGUUUAUGAUUAUCAAAAGACGUUAGAUUUCUGUAAUAUGGCUUUAGAGAUUGAUCCCACACGCGCCGCUCUUCACGAAUGCAUUGGAGAAACCCGUUCAAAACAGCAUGAUUAUGAUGGCGCUCUUGUUGCAUUUCGAAAAGCCAUAGAUUUAUGUAACCCACUAAUGAUGAAAGAUAAUAGAUUGUUGGCCAGAAUUCAUUUUUCUAUGGCACAGGUCUUAUUAACUCAAGAGAAAUUAGAUGAAGCUUUGGAAUGUUAUAAGACGGUAUCUCUUGUACCUCUAUCAUAUGCUGAUCAGGAUACUCUAGCGGUGGCAAAUAUGCAUCUAGCUGAUAUCUACACUUAUAAAAAACAAUUUCGAUUAGCUAUAGAAUCUUACAAAAAAUGUUUAGAUUAUAAUUCGGAAUGUGUACCGCAAGUUGAAAUGUAUAACAAUCUGGCAGCUAAUUAUUUUGAGGUUGGCCAAGAAGAGGCAGACGAGGAAUAUUAUCGAAAGGCUCUAGAAAUACGUAAGAAAAUAUUAAAUGUUUUCCCUUUAGAUGACCAAGAUCUAGGUAUAACAUAUUCAAUAAUUGGCACCAUAUACUAUAAAUUAAAUGAAUAUGACUUAUGUCUGGAACACAAGGAAAAAGCAAGAGAUCAUUUAUUGAAAAACGUGUCAAUGAAUAAUGAUAUUUUAACGAAUAUCUGUGAAUCAAUUGCUUCUUUUUACGAACUUCGUGGUGAAAUGGAAAAAGCAAUAGAAAAUGGAGAAUUACUAUUAAAACUGCAAAUGGAUAAGUUUGACUCAGAGAACCCAAAAAACUUGGAUAUAUUGGCGAAUCUUUGUAAUAACCUCGGUUCUUUAUAUCAUCAGGUUCAGAAUAUUGAGAAAGCUAUUGAAUGUGUUGAACAGGCUGUCACAUUUGAAAGAAUUGCAAAAAUUUCAAAUCCUGAACUUUAUGAUAAUAAUUUUGAAAUACUUCAAUCCCAAGUCAUCACAUGUGGCAAUCUUGCAGCACUAUAUGAAGAAGCUGAAGCCACUGAAAAACAAAUUAUAAUGCUGAAUAGAUGCCUCGAAAUUUAUAGUAAACUCGUACUUCAUUCACAACAGAAAACUGAUCUUGCUUUGGCUUCGAUGGCUGAAAUUUUCAAAAUGCUAGGUGGUUGUUAUUCAAAAUUAGAUGAUCAUCAUAUGGCGUUCAAAUCUUAUCAACAAGCACUGUAUUUUUUCAUCCAAUUAGGAUCCAAUAAUGAAACAAUGUCCAAUGAAUAUAAAGAAAAUUUGGAAAAUGCAAAAAUGAAAAUGAACAACAAAAGUUGA
Rotaria socialis is the source of this 3483-nucleotide messenger RNA. Lineage: Eukaryota; Metazoa; Rotifera; Eurotatoria; Philodinida; Philodinidae. The record is from the annotation of a GenBank genome assembly.